This is a messenger RNA of Oryza sativa Japonica Group (Japanese rice), 858 nucleotides long. NCBI's taxonomy places the organism in Eukaryota, Viridiplantae, Streptophyta, Magnoliopsida, Poales, Poaceae. The record is from RefSeq and is a predicted model, not a curated record.
UCAGUACAACGAGAAUGGCCUUCGCAACCACGCGCACUAUAUAACCUACCCACCUCACUCGCCCUCUCCCCUCUAAACCCUACCCGCCAGCCUCCGCCUCCGCCUCCGCCUCCGCCGCCGCCGCCGAGCUCCUCCCGCGCGCUCCGAGCCCAUCAUGGCGGACGUCGAAGUCGAGACGGAGGUCGCCGCCGGCGCACAGCCAAAGAAGAGGACGUUCCGCAAGUACAGCUACCGCGGCGUCGACCUCGACGCGCUCCUCGACAUGUCCACCGAUGACCUCGUCCAGCUCUUCCCCGCGCGCGCCCGCAGAAGGUUCCAGAGGGGUCUGAAGAGGAAGCCCAUGGCGCUCAUCAAGAAGCUGCGCAAGGCGAAAAAGGAUGCCCCUGCUGGCGAGAAGCCAGAGCCAGUGAGGACCCACCUCCGCAACAUGAUCAUUGUCCCUGAGAUGAUCGGAAGCAUCGUCGGUGUCUACAAUGGCAAGACCUUCAACCAGGUUGAGAUUAAGCCUGAGAUGAUUGGUCACUACCUUGCGGAGUUCUCCAUCUCCUACAAGCCGGUUAAGCACGGUAGGCCCGGUAUUGGUGCCACCCACUCCUCUCGGUUCAUCCCUCUCAAAUGAGUCAUGCAGCUUCUAGCCAUCCAGAAUCAGAAUUCAGUGUUAAGCGCCCAUGGCUUGUCCUUCCAGUAUCACUUGUUUUUUGAGCAAGUUAUAUACCUAAGGCAUUUUGUUCUGUUUAGCUAAGCAGCACUGUGCACAAUGAUCUGUUUUGCCAAGUUUAUGUGAGAAUCUUGUUAACGUUGUCGUGAUCGUAUUGUUGAUUCUUAAUUCUUAAAAUCCUGGUUUGGAAUUUUCAUUAA